AUGAACUCUCUCGAACAUACUACUUCACCUAAUGAUAAUUCAUCUCCUAAUGAAGAGCGCAAAAAGAGUCCUCCCGCUUUCUUGGAUCUCGCAGACUCAGCUGCUCGACUAGGCACAAACCUCCCUGACAUGUCGGCAAGGGUCGAGUUAAAACGACUUGAGCACGAACGUCAGCGCGCCUUGCAACGCAAGUUCUUCGAAGACCAAAUGAAGGUGCUUGAGCAUCAACAGGCCCAGGAGCUCCUGACAAUCCCUUACGAGUCUGGACUUGUCGGCGGUGGCCAGCACAUCGCCCUGUCGGCACCAACAACCCCUCCCGGUGCCAGCAAGAAGCUCGCCGACCUCCGUGGCACCAUCGGCUCUCAAAGUCGCAUGGACCCCGACUCAAUCUCCAAGGCCUUCGGCAGCUCUUCUGACAAGCGGAAAUCCGUCACAUACGCCCCCAGUGUGAACCUCUCCCCCGACCUCGCCACCAAUGCUGGCUCCAAUGGCCACCCGUAUGCCCGCUCGGCAGGGGCCAAGAGCAUGCCAGCCAGCCGUCGCACCUCGGCAAGUGAGCAUGAUGAGGAACUCGCCGCACAUCUUCAGGGCCUCUCUUUAUUGGGAGAUCGCUCAAACCGUGCCUCCCCCAUUCCAUCCACCGUUACGUCCUCGAUAUUGCUUAGAGGGGGUAGGAUGGCUGACGAGGGCGCCCGUUACGCGAGCACUUAUAAUGCUGGCUUGAUGCUGGACGAGCAGUUGGAUCAGGAGAUGCACAAUGCCAUGCGCAAUCUACCCACCUCAGACGAGGACAAGUUCCAUGCAUAUGCUUCCAAGUUGUCCACUUCUGCAGCUUUGGAUUUGGCCCAUGCGUCCCAAACCUCUCCUCGGACUCAAUUUGCCAACCGGGGACUGGAGGGCCGGGAGCAGUCUUCAGAGUGGCCCCAGUUCACGGGAGGUAUCCCCCGUGGUCCUGAUGGCUUGGCCGGUAGGGCUGAUCGUCGUAAUGUGACCAACCCCAACAUCGCUCUUGGAGCAGACGAGGCUUUGGUCUCGGGCAUCCUUUCAUCCAACAGUGCUCUCGUCCAGCAACUGUCCCAAGGGGCUCCCCAGCAGACUGGACCACAAUCGCGUCGGGGAUCACCACACUCCCUCUUGGAAUCCCUGACUGCCAACACGAGAUCCGUCCCUGCCACCCCAUUGAACAUGUCCAAUGGCGCGCCUCAUCUCUUGAAGACUUCUCCAGGCACUCCGCUGACCCCGGACAUCCAAUUGAAUGGCCGAAUUGGGACCCCCAAUUCCCAGCACCUUGUCGAUGCUGGUUCCGAUCUCUCAGCCUCAUUGUCGCGAAUUCCUUCAGCAGGGCAUGACGCUAGUCCAAUGUCGUUUAAUUCCAUUCAAUCCGGUGGGCUUGACGACUAUGGCUUGGAAGCCACAUACGCCAUCAAUGCAGUCGAUGGGGGGGCUUACGGAGCCUACGGUUACGAGGGGCCCAGGGGAAGCAUUAGCGCUAGCCCUAAUGUCCACGUCGGACCUGGUGUUGGCGGCAAUGGUUAUCCUGCCUCUCGCUACGGUCUGGGCCUCGGUCGUGGCGGUCCCGGACCAUUGGACGGAAAAAUGAACGGUUUGCAUGGCCCCAAGCAUAAGCGCGGCGACAUCGACCGGGAGUUCAACCGCUUCGCUGGUACCCGCCUCGAGGAAUUGCAAGGAGAAAUCGCCACUCUUUGCAAGGAUCAACAUGGAUGUCGCUACUUGCAGAAGAAACUGGAAGAAGGUGUUCCCGAGCACCGCGACAUGAUUUUCCGCGAGACGUUCAAGCACUUCGCGGAACUCAUGACUGAUCCUUUCGGAAAUUACCUGUGCCAGAAGCUUUUGGAGUUUGCGACAGACGAUCAGCGCAACCUCAUCUGCGAGUCUGUAGCUCAAGAUCUGGUCAAUAUCUCCUUGAACAUGCACGGCACUCGUGCUGUUCAGAAGAUGAUCGACUUUUUGUCUACGAGACGACAGAUCCAUUCGAUCAUUCUCGCUCUCAGUCUUCAUGUCGUUUCGCUUAUCAAGGACCUUAAUGGCAACCAUGUCAUUCAGAAGUGCUUGAACAAGCUUGCGCCAGAAGACAACCAGUUUAUCUACAAUGCGGUUGCAGCUAACUGUGUCGAGGUUGCUACUCACCGCCAUGGUUGCUGCGUGCUUCAGCGGUGCAUCGAUCAUGCUUCGGAGGCUCAAAGGAUUCAAUUGGUCAACGAAAUCACCUACAAUGCACUCACCCUCGUUCAAGACCCUUACGGAAACUACGUCGUGCAAUACAUUCUUGACCUGAAUGAUAACAGGUUCAGCGAUGGAGUGAUUCGCCAAUUCUUGGGUAACAUCUGUGCGCUAUCUGUACAAAAGUUCAGCUCCAACGUCAUGGAGAAGUGCAUCCGUGUUGCGGAACACAACACCCGAAAACUUGUCAUUGAGGAAUUGCUCAAUAGGACAAGGCUCGAGAAGCUUUUGCGGGAUUCUUAUGGCAAUUACUGUGUUCAGACUGCUUUGGAUUACGCAGAACCGGGACAGCGCGCCCUUCUGGUCGAGGGCAUUCGCCCUGUCCUUCCAUUGAUUCGCAACACCCCGUACGGCAAGCGAAUCCAAAAUAAGCUUCAACGAAUUACCAACGGACAUGGUGGAAACCGCCAUCACAUGUCGAACGGAGGGUUGCAUGAUGUCUACAACUCGCAAGCGUUGUAUGGCAUGCCCCAACCUCAGGCUUCGUUCGGCCAGAAUCCCUUGGCCUCGCCUCUUCCUCCCUUGCACCCAUUGCAGCAGCCUAUCGACGGCUACGUUCUCCAAAAUGCGAACAACCCGGCGCUGGCUGGAGCGCACCCUGCUCCCUUCGCUGGUGCUUCGUUUGCCAAUGUCAACCCAUUCGCUGGAGCGAUGGGCGCCGGAAUGAACGACCACUAUCAACGUGCUGGAUUCGCCUAUGGGAUGUGA
Molecule: messenger RNA, 2949 nt
Organism: Coprinopsis cinerea okayama7#130
Lineage: Eukaryota; Fungi; Basidiomycota; Agaricomycetes; Agaricales; Psathyrellaceae
Product: pumilio-family RNA binding protein
Exons: 13
Coding region: 1-2949 (982 amino acids)
Biological process (GO): post-transcriptional regulation of gene expression
Cellular component (GO): cytoplasm
Molecular function (GO): mRNA binding
Source: RefSeq, a predicted model, not a curated record